AUGGGUACAGCUACUGUUGUAUGUGGAAAGUUGGGAAGGUACGCUACAGACGGGAAUUUAAUAUGUAUUUGUAAGUAACGAUAAAUCAUUGCUAACAAAAAAACGAUUCUAAGCCGAUUUCAGUUGACAAUGUUGCUUUGUCAAUAGUUCAAUAUAUGGUAUUAUGUCAUAUUAUGGUAAAAUGAUAAAAACAAUGUGUUUUUCCAUGUCACCCAUAAUUGUUUUAAAAGAUUAAAAUAAUAAAACCUAAUAACAAAAAAGAAAUAAAAACGGUUGCUAAUGACAACCUUAUUUUUAAUAUUUCAAUAUUUUUUAACCUAAAGACCGGGGUUUUCCUCAAACAUUAAUAGGAAUUUCAAAAAAUGACCUUUCUAAAAUACGAUCCAGAUAAAAUUUCCUUCCAGGAAAGGUGUUAUACUUAAUAAUGCUGAGUAUGCUUUCUGGUAGAAAAAGUGUUCACAUAAAAAUAUGAACCCUACAAAACGUUAUAUUACAUAGUACCUAUUUAAAUUGCGUGUGGUGUCUGUGUAUAAUAUUAUAAGCAAGUAUCUACUGCAAGUUUACCCGCAACCUUCAAAUAUUUUCAUAUACCUACCGAAUAUUAUUAUGUACAAAACGAAUCACGUACCUACCGCGCGAGAUGAGCCAAGCGCGACGAAGACAGCAUGACAAGACCAAGGUAAUCGUCGUCGUCGUCGUCGAAACCAGAGUAUUAUUAUAUUUUGUGAUUUCAUUAUACGCGAUCCAAAACAACAAACGUGUUUUAUACGUCUCCCCACUAAAAAAAAAAAAUUUAAUAUAAGAGACGGUGGCGGCGGAACCUGAUCUGCUUCUGAGUACAUUGCGCGCGUACGUCGUUCAUCGGCGGUAGUGACGUACGAUCACUCGCGCACUACACCCGGUCUGUGUCACGCGUCAUCGAACUAACUGCAAUAUCAUCUCUGCGCCAACACUCUCCCGUAGUUCCGUCGUCGAUAAUCGCACACCGGCAAGUAUGUUAUUGUUAUUAUUAUUAUUUACUUUGUACGAUUAUUCGAUUUGUAUUUUUAUCGGAUAACAUUAAUUACAUUUUUACAUUUCGUAAUUAUUAUUUAUUAAAAAUUAAAUAAUUUGAUUUGUUUAAAAUAUUGAAAAAAUAUAUUUAAGAUAAUAGAUAAGAUGGAUCUUUAAUAUUUUUGCGGUUAUGAAUAUUGGUGCGCAACGGAUUUUAUAUUACAGUUUACUCGAGUCACUGUAAUAAAACCAACAAAAAAAAGACCUACCAUUUCCUUUCCUAUACCCUAUGCUAAUCGUGCUCCUAAUGUCUGUCUUUCGGACAUUAGGAUCAUUGAUCCGUGCUCUACAAUGUAUUCAGCAUAGCAGUGGCCUAUUCAUAUUUAUAUCAAAUAGUGUACAUCUAUGUGCGUGAUGCAGCGCAAACAUUACUAUGCAGUAAUGACUGUGACGUUUGGGGUUAUACGAGUAAUACGAUUGAGAACGAUCGAAAUGGAACAAUGAUAUAGCCACUGACCGCCAAAAAAAUUGUUCACUCAACGGCGACUAAACCCGUAAGCAGGCGGUUUGUGAAUUGGAUAGUGGUUGGCGGGCCCACGUUCUGAUGCGUUAUCAUGCAUCCGGGGCUUGCUCUGAUGCCUCCGAGUCUUUUAAAUAGCUACCCUUAGCUAAUAUAAGGUACCCGGUUGUACCGUGUUUUAGGCAUGGAUUAAAAAUCGGGUCUGCUGACCUCCAAAAAAUAAUACUAUUGAGAACGAAAUCAUGUGCAGCGUUGCUGAACUAUAUUCAAGUCAAAACUCAUAAAUAAAUAACUAUAAAAAACUUUUGCGAAAUUUCAUGUGAUGUCAAAAAUGAGUUAUAUUUUAAUUUCUCGAUAUAGAUUUCCCACACACGUUAAAUAUUUUAUUAAUCCUUUCGACGAUUUAUUUUAACAGUAAUUACUAUACGAUAGAAAUAUAUAAGUUCAAAUAUAUAUAUUUUUGAUUACUAUAUUAUGAUUUGUGAUGGUUGGAUUUUCAGAUCACUAUAUAUUUGGCAACUUAUGGAAUUAUAAAAACUUAGCGUUCUCAAUUGUAAUAUUUCUGCAACGCGUUGAACAUAAGAACAUCCUACCUGUUAUAUACCUAUAUAGAUAAAUAGGUUUUAAUAAAUCUUUCAUUCAAGAUUCAUUUUUUCGGUUUACUUUGAGAUUUUAAAUAUUGAAAUUUCCAAAUGAAUAUCCCGCGGACUGUAACUAUAACCAUUGAUUUAUAUUCUAAUAUUGAUGCUAUAACGAAUAUUCAUAUAUAUCUAGGUUGAUUUUGUUCAUGUCAGAAUCGAUUGUUGAAUAUAUCUAGUAUAAAAAAACUAAAACCUACCGUUUUGUAAAUUUAUUGUAAUAAUAAUAUUUAUGAGCAUAAUAUAAUAAUAAUAUAGUGAAUGACAUUUUCGGUUUCCAACACACCUUAAGUAGUACUUCAAUAAAACCGUAAUUUUGUACGUGCAGGUUGUCUAUAUACAAAUGUACCUACCUAAUAAGGUAUGUAUAAGUAAUAAUUUAACGUUUCGGUCUAGUUCAGUCAUUGAUUUACAUUUUACUUACAAUUUAUAUAGUAGAUACCAACCUAAGUUGAAUAAUUAUUGUUCCUUAAUUUUUUUUUAAAAUAAUAUAUUCAUAGGUAUGAUUGUCACUGUGGUAUAGUUACCAUGUAUAGUAGUUGUCAGUGCAUGUGCAUUAGAGGUAUCUAAUAAACUGUAAAAUACGCUUUUAGUAGGUAAGUAAGUACAAGUUUUCAUCUCGAUCAAUAUAAUAUUAAAUAUAUUACAGUUUAAUAACCAAUAGGUAUACUGAUUGUAAUUUCUAAUUUUUUUUUUUUUUAAGAAUUUAUUGGCUUCAACAUCUAAGAUUAAUAACCAAAAUCCAUUUAGGUUAAAGGUUAAAACUUUUAUAACUGUUUAACAUUAAAAAUGUAUAUUAAUUAUUAUAUUCGUAUGAACGUAAUUAUAUUAAUACACGCAUGAAUAUUGUAUAACAUAAAAUUCAUAUUAUGAGUUUAAUAAAAUCUAUUUUUAUGAAAUUUCAUAUUGAAAAAAAUAUCAAAAAAUGUUUAUAUGUAAAAUUAAAAUCACAAAAUAUACGAUUUAACCGGUAAUUUAUAUUCGUUAUGGGUAUAAUAAAUUGCACGUCAUCAGUGGCGCUCUCAGUGUUUAAAUAAGGGGAGAGGACAAUCUGAAUAAAAAAUCUAAUCUGCAAUUGUAAUAUCUUUUGAGUUCAUAUAUAAUGUAUAUUUGAACUAAAUCAUUAAGUAGUUAUGCAAUUGUGUGAAAAUCAACUAUAUAAUUAAUUUAACGCACAGUAAGUCUUAAAAAUUAUUAUUUUAAUAAAAAUAAAAAAUAAAAAAAAAACAAUAAAAUAAUAAAAUAUUCAUAAAAAAAAUAAUCAUUAAAAAAAAUGCCAAGGAACGGAUAUAAUACUCUAACUCCCCUGUGUGCAAGGCCCUGUACGAGUAUAUUAGUAUAUUAGCAUGCGUGUUUAAUUUUAAUUGAUGAUUUUAAAUGAAGAUACUUAGGUACUUUUCUAAGUAAUGAUUUCUAAGUAUGAUUGUGUAUUCUACGACCUAGAUUUAAGGUUGAAAAAAAAUAGUUUAUUCUUAAAACAAUGGAAUUUAUAAUUUAUUAUAUGACUAGCAUAAUAAUUUAUACUUAAGUAAUAAUUUAAAUUUUGAAUACCUAAUUCCUCGAACAACCGUUCCCAAAUAUACAAAUUUCAACAUAAUAUUUCCAUCCCACAAUGAAUAUAUAACAAUAAGUGGUGAGUAUUAUACGAAUUUGGCCCCAAUGCGAAAAAUAAAAAGUACCCCUUUUUAUUGGGUUUAAAUGUAAAAGAAUAAAACUAUAGUUAUGUUUACCUAAUAGUAUAUUUUUUACUCUUUUUUUUUUUAUUGUAUUAAAUAAGUAUAAAUGAACAUUAUUUUUAGUUAGUUAUAUAUAUUUAUCAAUAUAUAUUUUAUUAACUGUUAAAGUUUUGCUUUAUGAGCUUUUAAAUUCGCAAAGUUGUCAAUAAACUUGGAAAAGUUCAUGAUUCUCAGAAACGCAUUUAAGGAGAGAGAACGGGGGUCAAUCAACCCAGGCGCCAAAUUCUGAACCCCUAGAAGGGGUGCCGUCGCCAGAGAUUAAAUUGUUUUUAAAGUGAACUAAAAUAAAAUAAUUAAUUUUUAAUAUUUUAUUUUAUUAGAUUUAUAAUAUUAUAUUGAGGUAUUAUAUUAUAAAAAAAUAGUAAUAACCGAUAAAUCAGAAAUUCUUUAUUAUUAAAAUAACUUAUUUUUCUACCCAUCCUUGUUCCUAACCACGUAUUUUAUUGAUAUCUACCGGUUGCCAUAAUAUAUUAUUUAUAACUAGGCAUAAUAUAUUUAUAACAUUUUCUAUUUUCACAACACUACUAACCUCGGUUAGAUCAUGCUACGAACAAUAAUAUUGAAAUGUGAUAAGUGAUAACCUCAAUUUUAUAAAUGUAUUCUGUAUUUCUAUGAAUAUUAUCUAUCUAAAAUUAUUUAAUAUUUGUAUGUGUCAAGUUUGUGUGUUAAUCUGUACAUGCGACAUUACAAUUUGUAAAUUAGUUAUUUGUUACUAUGCUAUUGAAGAGUAUAUUCACCAUUAAUAAAAAAGAAAUUUAAGGUGGGUAUUUUAUUAGUUUUUAAACUUUAGGUGAAGCGAAGAAGCUUAUAGUUUUACAAAGUUUUUUUUUUCUUAUAUGAAUCAACUUUUAUACUAGAAAUCUUGCUUCAAUUUUUAAGUGUAGCACAUUUUCUGAAAGGAAAUCGGCGUGGAGAGAUACUUUAAGAAGGUCGUUUUUCGAUUUUCCCAGGAGUUAUCUCAACAAAUGUGAAAAAUCAAAAAAAAAAAAAACUAAGGAAAAACUGGAAAAUUUAGGAAAUGUAGAUAUUGAUUAAAAAUAUUACGGCCUUCUUUUUUUCUGUAAACAAAUUUGUAUCAGGAAUUUUGCUCCGAUUUACAAUGAUAGCACUUCUUCUGAAAGGAAAUCUGAUUGAAAGGUACUUUAGGUAGGUCAUAUUUUGUUUUUCUCAGGAUUUUUAUCAACAUUGGGAAAAGCAGGGAAAAAACGAGAAAAUAUAUGAAAUGUAGGUAUUUGUUAAUAUUUAAUUAAUUAUUGUAUUAUUUGUUAUUAUGCCCAUUUUAAAUUGAAAUAGAAAUUGGGCGUCAAAAUUUGAGUACCUAGGGCGAUAAAAUCAUAAAUACGCCUCUGUUGAUUCUAUUUCUCCAGCUUCAAUGUUUAAGAACGCGGUGUCUGAUAUAGUCAUUCUUUGGAGUAGAACAGAAUAGGUACUCUUAAAAAAUGUUUAAUUUUCAAAAUUCAAUUGUAGCUACAGUUACAACCAUAGGUGCCAGGUUUUGAAAAUAUCAAUGGGGGCCAAACUUACUACAUUUCAGCCUUAAGUUUUACCCUUCCAAAUAAUUUAAAUAUGUAGUUAAAGAGUAGAGAGACGCAGGAAGGGGAUUACUUAUGUACACAUUUUUAAGUGUCUCCUCUUAAAUUUGUUUUGCAAUAAACAAUUAUAUGACAGGGGAACGCUCAAAAUUGUCCAUUGAUAACGGUUCCCCCUCAGAUGUUUUGUAACUUAAAGUCCUAGUUUAAACUAGAUCAAAUAUGUAAAAUAUUCAUUUAAUUUUUAUUUAAUUUUAAUAAUAUCACAUUAAUUUAAAGAAAAUGUAUUCUAUCUAACUUUACUCAUUAUAAUUUCAUUAUUAACAAUGUUCUGGAAUCUCAGAUAUAUUAUUUCGUAAACACGAUUUGGGAAACUCAAUCUCAAACUUAAACUUUUCAAUGGGGGCUGCGGUUUCCAUGCACCCAUGCAAUCGGGGCCUAUGGUUACAACUAGGAAUUGUUAAAGAAAUAAUAAAUAACGAACAUACCUACUUAUGGAAAACUAUUGCUCAUAUUAUCAUAGUAUUUUAUUUUUAAUAAUUCGACAAAUUUUCAUAUAUAUUUUUCACUUCUUAAUGUUUUUAAAUAACAUAAUAAUUAAUUGAAUUAGUAACGGUUCAGAGAAAUAAUUUGGAUAUUGUUAUUGUAAUAAUAUUGUUUUGUCUUUAAGUUCUAAAGAAGCAGAAAGAUCCACUAGAUUUAGGGGAGAAGCCUAAUGUAAUCACAUUCCCUUUUCAGUUAAUUGAUAUUCAAAUAACAAUCUAAAUUAUUUUUGAGUUUUUUUUCAAUAUACACCAAUGUUUGUAUCGGUCUCGCCGAUCUUCACAUUCAGCGAUACUAAAAACUAUAUCUGAAUAAUCGAAGUAAUUAAACAUCGGAAAAUUAAAACUAUUGAAAACGUAGAUUUUCUAUUUAAUUUCGACUUGGUAAAUAAUGUUCUAUUCUACUCUACAACUUUAAAUUUAAAAUUGCUUUGUCUCAAAUGAUAAAAUAUUUAUAGAUGCUACAAAAAUGCUGUGAUAUAUGUUAUACUAUUAUAUAUUAAGGGCAGCCAAACGGUGGAUGACAAUCGACUGGUAGAUCGCAAAUGAUUACAAUGUCGAUCUUUGUUUGUUAAAAUUUAUUUUUAUACAAUUAGUAAAUAGAUCACAAUUGCCGAUAAUUUUUAUCUCAUUAGAUCAUUUGAUAUCAAUGUAUAAAGUAAUACAAUUCAACAGUUUUUAUGCUGCCAGUUGUAUUUCUGGUAUAUUUAAUUUACAAUUUGAUAUUAGAGUCUUACUAAAAGUAUAAUGAUUAACAUUAUUUAACUAUAUAUUUAGUUGUAAAUAAGGUUCUUAAAGAAAAAAUAUAUUCUUAGUAGACUUCUACCAAAAAAAUGUGUCCGUCAUUUGUAUAUAUCAAUUAUUAUUAUUUAAGCAAUCGACGGAAUCUUCAUUUAAAAAAGUUUAACGGAGUCGAUAACCGGUGCAAUCGAUAUAUUUUUUACAGGUAAAAAGCAUGUAGGAUAAUUCCGUGGGCAGACCUAUUUUUGACCAAAAUCGACCUUUUUGUUUUCGUCCAAAGUAAUAUUAUACAUCGUAAACGAAAAAUACAUUUUUGAGUCGUAAACAAUAAAAUGCUUUAAGCUUAAAUAGGAAACUCCAGAUUCUAAAUUAAAUUAUAUACCGUAAUUUCGACGAUGAAUCAGAUAAGCUAUAAUUGAAAAUUGCGUGAAUUAAAUAAUUCACGCAAAUAAAUAAGCUAAAUAAGCUUAAAAAAGCUUAAAUAAGCUUAUUUAGCUUUAGAAAAUAUAGGUGUAAUUAUAACUUAUUGAGGCGAACAGUUUUUAGUUCUUAAUGAUAAAAUAAAAAAUAUUUUUAUUUUUUUAUGUGAUACAAAUUUAAAAAUGUUGUGUUUGGUUGAUUAAAUCUACGUCGAUAGAACAUUUAAAUGAUGUGCUCGAUUUUAUACAGGUAUAAAUAACACUUUUAAUAAAAAAAAAUACAAUAGUACCUAAACAAAAUGUUAUUUUUGUUUAUGACGAAUAAUAUUACUUUGGGCGAAAACCAUAUCAUUUUUUUUUGAGUUUGGGUAAAAAAGGUCAUUUGAGCAAAAACCAAAAGGUCGAUUUUGAGUGAAAACAUGUACGCCCGAUUAGCGAAUGCUGUUUUUGAGGUCUGUGCUUUAACCAAAUUUUGGUUAGUGGGUUAUGUAUAGUUCAGUGGAGGCCCUUAUAAGUUUGAAGUAUAAUAAUAAUUUAUUACUGAUUUAUUCAUAAAAUAAAAGUAUUAGUAGACUAGUGCAGGCGGUAUAGUGAUGGUGAUAAAUAUGAAAAAUAGUUGGACUUUAUUGCAAAAAAACAAAAAUGUUCUUCACGUCACUGCAUUAGAAUAUUAUACAAAAUUAAAUUGUUUCGUGUUAUAGGUAUAAAUGUAAAAUAUAUCAAUAAGUCGUUAAAUUAUAAUAUUAUAUGUAUUUGGUUAGGUUAGUAGUAUAGCAUGGUUGUUCUUAUUAUUUAUAUUAUUACCAAGGUAUUAUUAUAAAUCGAUUUGAAGCCAUUUCGACGUUCGUAUACAACAGUCAAUGUAUUAUUUAUUACGAUGUUAUUCGCAUUAGUUAGUAUAUGAACAAUGUUCAUAUAUUAUUAAUAUCAAAUUUAAAUAGCUUUGAAAAAUCAAAAUUUCCUAUUUUCCAUUUAUUUACAACAACAAUUAAAUUAAUUAAUUUGUUUUGUUUUUUGCGAUAAUAUGUUUUGAUGUAACAUUUUUCAUGUCGUUAGCAAGUUUAACCUGCAUACACAUGACCUUGUGCGUAAAUGUGUAUUAUUUUUUGUUUUUUAUUUUUUUAGUUAAUACGUGAUUUUUUCAACUACAAAUAACUAUUGUAUACUAUGUAUCUAUAUGAUAUUUUGAUAUUAAAAUAUAGGACAUAGGUAUAUCUAUAAAUACCUAUCUAUAAAUUAUAUAAUUUCAAGUGCAAAAAUUAGACGUGGAACUUGACAUUAAUUUAGUGAUUUUUUUGAUUUAUUUAUUUGUUUUGAUGAAUAAGUUAUUUUUAAUAUUAUAAUAUUCAAAUAUAUAAAUAAAAAAUAAUAUAUAAUCUGUGAAAUUGUGAUAGGUGAUAGUAGUAUAUUAUACAGCAUAAACCGUAAUACAAAGUGCAUAUUUUAUUAGGCCAAUGUAUUCAACUUUCAUCAUUUUAUAAUUCAUUUAGGAUUCUGAGUGGAGCGAGGAACAUAUUGUUUUUACAAUGAUGUUUAUUUAUAUUUUUUUUUUCUGUGGACAGUUUUUCUACCAGCAAUUUUACUCCGAUUUACAAUGAUAGCACUUUUUCUGACAGGAAAUCUGACUGGAGUUGUACUUUAAAGAUGUCAUUUUUUGAUUUUCUCAGGAGUUUUCCCAAUAAAUAGGAAAAUAGCAAAAUAGGUACAAUAAUAAACAAAUAUUAUUAAAGAAAAUAUAUUAUGCACAUGGAAUUAUUUUACCAUAAUAUGACAUGUAUAUUGUUGACAAAGCAACACUAUUAACCGAACUCUUCUCAGAAUCGUUUUUCGUUAACAAUGGUUAAUCGUUGUGUACAAAUUGCAGAUAAACAUUAAAUUUCCCCUCUAUUACCAACCCAUUUUCUCACUUAUAAUAGUGUUGAAGUAUGUCCGUCUUUUUUAUCAUAAAUCUGUAUACAAACCUAUACAUAAAUAUAUUUAUUUAUCGUUCGUCGAGUGCAUUAUAAUAAUAUACUAUAGUUGAUUAAAAAUAAUAACCACCUAUACUAUAGGAAGGUACAUCUUUGUACAAUGUACAUUGGUAUGUUUGAAAUGUUUGUAUUAUAAUUUAUAAUUUUAAAAUACCAAUUUCCACGAUUAUUAUAAAUAUAAAGAAAACGUGAUUGUCUUAUCGACAAUAUAAUAAUUAAACAAUGUCUUAGAUUAAUUUUUUUUAAAAGGUACCAAAGUUCGUUAUUGAGCAUUCGAUCCACCGUUAUCAUAAAUCACAUUAUAUACCAAAAAAAACAUUGUCGAGGGUUCUUGCCUUAUUUCGCGAAACGUUGUAAUAUUUUUUAUGUAUACCUACUUAGUAUUUCCUAUUGGUUAGUACUUUAUUUAGAGGGCUUGAAUAAAUUUCAGGAGCUAACUCUUUCUUUCUCAAGUCUAUAAAUAUAUUUAAAUCCAAAUGUUUGGGUUCUUCUUUAAACUUUAAGCUUAUGCAUUUUGUCAAGAUUGAUUAUAAUCGGCAAUAAAAGUUAUAUCAACAGCUCUGUCAUUGUGCUAUUUUAUAGUAAAAUAUGUAAAAUAUUAUCGAAGAAACAUCAUGCGAUCUAAUAAUUUAAUUGGUUUCUAUUUUCGUUUAAUGGUUUAGAAAACAAUAUUAUUAAUCUGUUAAAACUAUAUCUAAUUAUAUUAUCAUAUUGAAACACGACAAAGCUAAGGGGAAAAACAUACAUCUAUUAUAAUAUUAUUAAUAUAUUAUAAUUUUGUCGCUUUAGGUUUGGAAAUGUCUGCUCUUCCUAUACUGUUGCACAUGGUUGCGUGCUUGUGGUAUAUGGUCUUUUGGAACCACUAUUUAGCCGAACGUGCCAUUCCAGAAGAAGAAUGGGAUCCUCAGUACAAGAACAUUCACGAUAUGGGAUAUAGGUAUCUGACCAAUUGGAAUCUGGUAAAUCUAUUUAUAAAGUUUUCUUAAAUAUUUACGAAAGGAUUAAAAAUCUCAAGAACUAUAGCCGAAAAGUACCAUUUUGUUAUGAUACAGGGGCAAAAUAGUACUAACAGUCGUUAAAGUGAAAACAACUUCGAGGGGGAACUAUAUUUAUCAAAAAUUGAGGGGUAUUUCUGAGAACAAACUAUUCCUAACCAAAUUUUUGGAAACCCGAUGAUUUAAGACUUUCAAAAUAUAUUUAUCCGGUUCUCUCAUACACAUGCGUAGUAGUGCUACUAGGGAUUAAAAAUAAACUGCAUCCCCAAAACAUUACCCUAUGGCCUACAUAGACCAUAUACUUGCUCAAUAAAUUAAAGUAAAACAGUUUGAUAUUAUGUAUAAGCCGAUAUUAAAGAAUUGAGUUUUAAUAGAACUAAUUUGAGGUUUUAAAGCUUUAUUAAAAAUACCUCAUUACUAAUUUAACCAAUAACUAAAAAUAUGUCCCCUCGACUUAUAUAUUAUAAAACCUAGUAAUAAUAAAUGAAAAAAAAAAAAAUUUUGAUCAUAAUAAUAUUAUGAAUUUAUUUUUUAUUUAUAGUUCAUGCAGACGAUUUUUUUUGUUGGUUGCUUAUUACACGAUAUAAUGAAAAUGUUGAACGGACCUAAUUGGUUGAAAUUAGGUUCAAAAUUUCAAAAUUUGCUAUCAUUACAUUUUUCAUCGGUAUUAUUGCCUACCAGCAUUGUAAGUACCUCUUAUAAUAUUUUGGGUUGAUUAAUUAAAUUUUGAUUAUUAAGUAAUUAGGUAAGUAAACAGGUAUUUCACAAUAUCGGAGAUAUCAUCACUUCGAUAGUCUAGUUAAGUAAAAUUGUUAAGCGAAAUUAAAUAAACCAAUAGGAAAAUUUAAUACAACAAAUUAAUGUAAUAAUUAUUUAAAAUACAGUAGAAUAAAUCCAGCCGAAUUACCUUUUUAAAAAUAAAGAGGAAGAUGGAUUUUGAAAACAAUAGUUUCUAGUUUAAAGUAGGCAAAAUAUUAUUAUGUCUGUGAGAGAAUAAUUGUGUUGGGAAAAUAUUACUACCGAAUGAGAUGGAAAAUGGUAAACAAAUAAUAUAAAAACUAUGUUUAGUAUACAUUACAUACCGACGAGGACCAAUGAUUACUUUAAAUUUAUUAUUUUAGUUUUGAUCAAAACGAGCCUUAUUCAAAGAAUAAAGAAUAUCAAAAUAAACCCAUUUAAACAACAGUAAACUCCCGAUUUUCACCGAUUACACUGAAAAUUAAUGAGAACCUUCUUUAGAGUAUAACUAAUCUGUGAAAACCGCAUUCACAAAUUCGCAACCAUAUAAGAGUAUACAAACAAAAAAGUCAUCAUCAGGUAUAUCACAGUCAAAAUUUAAAACGUGACUUACAUUUUCGCUUUUUUGAGUGGCAUUUUACAUUUUGACUGUGAUAUACCUGAUGAAUUUUUAAUUUGAAACCGGUCGUAAAGUACACUUAUCAUAAUACUCUAGGCGACGCAUUUAUUAAUUUAUUUAUUUAAAAUUUUUAUGUAUACAUUUUUUAUUUAUAUAUUUAUUUGCGAUAUUAGGUUGAACUCUUUUGUUCCAUUAAUUGUAUUUUAUCAAAACAAUUUUAAUCUCAUAAAACCAAAUAAAUCCUAAAUAACUCGAAAAUUUCAAAUGGUUGUAAUUGAAAAGUUGCUAGAAUUAAAGACUCAAAAAUAAAUUAUGUAAUUAUUAUUAUUAUCUGAAAGGCAUAAAAUAUUCAAUAUGAAGACAAAACAGUGUGUAGAGUUUCGGGAAAGUAUAUCUCCAAAAUACAUAUGUUUGUAAAGCUUUGAUGAUAUAAGAAGUGGAGUUUAGAAUCUGAAUAUACGAUUAUUUUCAAAUAUAUCAUGACAUUAUAUUUUCACCCAUAAAAUGAAGAUUUCGAUGUUCUGUAAAGUCAUAUAUUAUAAUUUGCAACAAAUAAUUAUUAAUAUAAGUUUUUAAUAAUAACAUAUUAUAUUUAAUAUUAGUAAUUAUUAAGGCAGAUAUUUAUAUACCUAAAAACCUUUAUAUAUAUGCGCUAAAAAACAAAUAAAAGUUUGCAAAUGCGUAUAAAUAUCUGCUCUAUUAGUUAUUAUUAUUAUUAAUAUACCUACGUGAAUACAUUUUUUUUAGUUUGUGUGUGUAGCAUUUUGGUUGAUGUACGCAUAUGAUCGUGAAAUCGUUUACCCGAAAAUUGUCGAUACAUAUGUGCCGUAUUGGCUCAAUCAUGGAAUGCACACGGUUAUUUUGCCACUUAUAUUGGGUGAAUUGUUCACCACCAGACAUAAAUUCCCAUCGAUAUUGGCUUCGCUUUCAUUAUUUAUGGCGUUUGUGAUUUGUUACGGAAUCGUGUAAGUUUUACUGUCAGAGAUUUAAAAAAAAACUUAUGUAAAUCUUAUGUAUACUCUAUUUAUAAUGAACCGGAUUUUCUCGGAUAAUUUUAAGUGGAUAUGAUUUAUGUAUUUAUUAAUCAUUAAGGAAUCGUUAAAGUAUAUUUUAAUACUAUUUUCAAAUAGUUCAAAAACCACUUCAGCUUUUUAAACAAUAAAGAAUUGAGAUUAUUUUGGAGUUGGGAUAAAAAAAAUUAAAUGAAAUCGUUUUGGUUUUAUUUUAAUACCAUAAUAAAACCAAAACGAUUUCAUAACGAUUAAUUAAAACAGAAAACAAAUUCACUUAAAAUCCUCCGAGAAUAUCGCUAAUUCGUGAUGAAUGAAUCACUUUGUGUAUUGAUUGUAUUUUUGAUUCUAGUUUCUUGGAAACAUACGUAGAAAAAGGACGUUGGGUGUACCCUUUGUUUGGAAUGCACAGUGUACCAGUUGCACUUGGAAUUAUGUUAGCUUUAAUUGUAAAACAAGUUAUAUUUUUAUUUGUUGGUAUAGCCAUUCAAAACAUUUAUUGGGGUGAGUGUAAUAUUAUUAUCUCGAUUAAUAACGAUAUUUAUAAAUAAUAAUUUAUUAAUUUCGUGUUACAAUUCUAUAAUAUGCUAAUAAUUUUAUAUAUAUUCGUAUAAUCAACUAAUCAUUUUAUUAUACAUUUAACUACAUUAGAUACAUUAUUUUUAUUAAUGAACAAAUUUAAUUUUUAAUUGAAUUUGAACGGAUAGCCAUGGUUAUUGAUAAGUGUUUUUUGAUAGCUAGGUUAUAAAUAAAUAAUUUUUAAAUUCCAAAAUUAAAAUAUUUUCUCUCAUAUCUAUUAUGCAUUGAUGUUUAUUGAUGUAUUUUCGAAUAUUAAAAAAAAAAAGUAAUUUAAAUAUUUUACAAUAAUUAAAGCGAGAUGAAGUAUUUUAUGAGAUCGUUUGAAAUAAUUAACAAUAAUAAAAUGGAACUAAAUCAAACGACCAAAAUUAAAAAAUUAUAUACUUUGCAAUGUGCGUACAAUUAUUUUUCUGCCAAGCCAUGAUCUUAUAAAUAUAAAUUAACUUUAAAGGUUGGUUCUAACUGUUUAUAGACAAUAUUUUAAAAUUAUACAUCACAUUUUACAGUAAAAUCAAAAACUAUUUAGAAAUACAGUAAUAAAUUAUAAAUAUUAUAUGAUUAUUGAAUAUUUUAUGAUGUAUAGGUAUAUAUACGAACAAAAUUUAAAAAAUUAAUUUUAAUCAAAUAAAUUUAUUAAUUAUACUACAUAUUUUUGUAUACAGGAAAAGAAGAAACAAAACGAUACAGAAAACCCGCGGUCAAGAAAUCAAACUAA
Molecule: messenger RNA, 13744 nt
Organism: Cinara cedri
Lineage: Eukaryota; Metazoa; Arthropoda; Insecta; Hemiptera; Aphididae
Source: the annotation of a GenBank genome assembly